ACACCCUACCAACCCACCCCGCCAAACGCCACUUAUCAAUCGACGACGCUCGGCCUCCCUCGUAUUCGCCCCCCUUGCAUACAUGCAUGCAUGCAUACAUACCUAUACCGGCUCUGCAUCAGGUUCUCUUUCCCUGUUCAUACUACAUCCCCGCCUAUCUAUCCAUCCACCCUAUCUACCUAUCCUAUCAAACUCACCCCGCCACCACACAGCAUAACAUGCAUAUACCUCACCGAUCUGAACCCCCGAUUAUCUAAUAAACCAAUUCAAUCGGCCCCCUUCAUCAUCUCUCAAGUCACUGUUCCUCUCUAUCUUCCCUCCCUUUCCACAAUGUAUGUAGGUGCGGUGUGAUUGUUUUAUCAACCAUAUUCAUCUUCUUACAUAGUUCCUCAUACACUGCCACUUCCCGGUUCCUUGGCCUUUUGCUGUGCUUGCUAGGGAUUGGGUUACAGUGCGUUAGACUUCAAUCAAUCAGAUAACCUACCAA
Aspergillus eucalypticola CBS 122712 is the source of this 487-nucleotide messenger RNA. RefSeq lists its product as uncharacterized. The transcript has a single exon. The record is from RefSeq and is a predicted model, not a curated record. The coding region runs from base 91 to 351 and encodes 86 amino acids. NCBI's taxonomy places the organism in Eukaryota, Fungi, Ascomycota, Eurotiomycetes, Eurotiales, Aspergillaceae.